This is a messenger RNA of Penicillium malachiteum, 858 nucleotides long. Its product is annotated as DUF218 domain protein. The record is from RefSeq and is a predicted model, not a curated record. Gene Ontology annotation, cellular component: cytoplasm. The transcript has 4 exons. NCBI's taxonomy places the organism in Eukaryota, Fungi, Ascomycota, Eurotiomycetes, Eurotiales, Aspergillaceae. The coding region runs from base 1 to 858 and encodes 285 amino acids.
AUGGCCUCAGUACUACCAUAUACAGUGCUGUUAGCGACGAUGGGGAUGAAGGAAGUCGAUCAUCUCAUUAUUGUGUGUUGCCAUGCGAUUUAUGCUGGAGGUUCAACCCGUGGAUUAUCAGAAAAUGAGUGGUUUAUCGAGCCUUUUCAGAAAGGGGAGAUACCCACGUUCAUUGAUCACGCCAGAGCUGGACUGAAGAAGCUUUCCGAGGACCCUUGUGCAUUGCUUGUAUUUUCCGGUGGCCCGACCAAAAGACCAAGGACAGAUCUUUGCGAGGGAAGAUCUUACAUGAACCUCGUUCAGGAGAACAACUAUUUCCAGGAUGCAGAAAGCACGUCUAAGAUCGACCCAUCCCGAAUCGUUACAGAGGACUAUGCGACAGACUCCUACCAGAAUGUUCUUUUCUCUAUUCUUCGAUUUAAGUUACACACGGGUAUCUAUCCGCAUCGCGUUACGGUGGUGACCCAUGAAUUCAAGAGAGCAAGAUUCAUGGAAUGUCACUUUCCCGCCGUGGGAUUGCUUCCUCCGGUUGGCGAUAGGCAGUCGGAUAUGGAAUAUGGGAUUUCUGUGGUUGGCAUUGAUCCUCCAGAGGAAGUUACCCCCUUGGAAUCUCUGGUCCGAGGAGAGGCAGGCAGAGGGAUUGGACCCUGGAGACUGGACCUAUACGGCACUGGCGAGGAAUUAGCUGGCAAAAGAGCAGCGAGAGGCUGGAAGUCUGGGAUGGCAACCGAAGUUUUUGUUCAGGUUGGCAUAGAAGAAGCUGUGGAAAAGCUAGGAUAUUGGAAUAGUGGAAUUGGUAACGACUUGUAUCCACAUAUGAACGAGUUACCCUGGUUCUACUGCAAUAAAACGCAAUGA